UGAUGAGGUUUAGUCUCGGGUUGCUUCUGUAUUUGCCUUGCAGAGUCCAGUGGAAGAGGAUGCAGUUUAUUUUCCUCUACAGCAUACACUGACAAUUACACAGGGUUAUCCAAAUCUGUCAUUGGUCAACUUCAACAAAAAAAUAGGGAAAAGAUCUUAAAAUAAAUGUAUAAAUAAUAACAUAACAAAUACUUAAAACAGUUUAUUUGUAAACCUAAUCCUAAUCCAUUCAUUCCUACAACACCUUUUUGUUAACGAUGUACUUGGUGAGCAGUACGAAGCAACAAAACAGGAGGCAUGUAUAUAUGUCCUAUUAUGUAAAGUACACAGUCAACAGAUGACAAGUGCCUGACAUCUAUUGUGAAUGUGUGAAUGGCCUUUGUCAGCAUUUUGGAUGCUCUGUAAUCCUACUAAACAAUCGCAGCAGAAAGGAGCCAAAAAAAAAGAAAGAGCUGAUUUACCUAGCAGUUAAGGCUGUGGCUCUCUGUGCUUGCUCCUGUUACUCCGACUGUGCCCUUUGUCUGGGGCCAGGGCUUGGUAGGGCCAAACAUUUGCAUGCCAAGGGCCACUUGAAUGUGAAUUUCCCCGGAUUCUCACUACCUGACAUGCAAAACCAGUGGGGGACCAGUUAAAAUGGCGCAAGCGCACAGUCAACACAGGUACACAGGUUUACUCCAGACAAAAAACAGAUCUCCCCCUCUCCUCCAAACACACCCAUGCAGCCACGCACACACACACACGUGUACACACAUAUACAUCAGCAUGCAUGCAUGUGCACACACACACACCCACACACACACACACAAACAUCUCUCUUCCCAGAGAGUUAUGGAAAUGAGUGCUGUGAUUUUGCUGUGACUCUGAUCCUACAGGUAGUCGAGGGAAGACGGCUGGAUGUUCAGACUGAAAGUUUGGUGAGCUCUUAUCUAGUCCAUAGCAGAUAAAAGCUGAAAGCAGUGUGUAAUUUGUGUGCAAGCACUGGUAUGGUCUGUUAAAAGACAGAUAAACAGAAGACAAAAAAAGAGGAAAAUUCAGAGAAUGCCGAGGUCUUUCCUUGUGAAAAAGAAACGAGGGGCAUGUGGAGCAUGGCAAUGGAAAGAACCCGAACAGCUUGAGUGGAAAGAAGACAAUAUUCCUGUGAAUGAAAAUGCACAGCAGUACGAAUCCUUCUGUCCUGACGGCCAGCAGAGCACCCCCAUGCCUCACGCAGUGUCCUCCGAGGCAAGUGUGACAGCAGAAGGGACGAGAGUGUCUGUGCCUUUAACAGGAUCAGCGGCUGACACCAGGCCUGGCUGGUCCACAUUGAUGCGCCGCAGCUCUUUGUACCAUCCCAGUGCAAUGGCACUGGUUAACAGAGCCAAGCCCCGUCUCCGCUCCACUCCCGGCUCGGGAGACUUUGUAUGCUCAUUGUGCCACAAAAUAUUCCCCCUGCAGCGCAUGUUGACCAGACACCUCAAGUGCCACAGCCUGGUGAAGAGGCAUCCCUGCCGAUUCUGUGGCAAAGGAUUCAAUGACACCUUCGAUCUCAAGAGGCAUAUGAGAACACACACAGGUAUACGUCCCUACAAGUGUGAGCUGUGUGAGAAAGCCUUCACGCAGCGCUGCUCUCUUGAGUCCCACAUGAGGAAGAUUCACGGCGUUCAUCAACAGUAUGCCUACCGUCAGAGACGCUCCAAGAUCUUUGUUUGUGAGGAUUGUGGUUACACCUCAAGCCGCCCCGAUGAGUACUUCCUUCAUAUGAGGCAGUGCCACCCAGGGAGCCCCUCCUUACGCAGAUACUACCGUCGCCAGGCCCACAACAACAGCAGCUUUGCCUCAGCAGACCGUAAACUCCACCCCUUCCUGCUGUACUCAAAUCCUGCAUACUACAUGUAGUGCUCAUUAAAAUGCUGAACUGCAAUGCAUUGUAUUUAUAAGCCACUGGUAGAUGUAAAAAGUGUUGCUAAUUUAAUAAAGUAUCCAAAUAAGUAUCACUUUCUGA
This is a messenger RNA of Labrus mixtus (cuckoo wrasse), 1981 nucleotides long. RefSeq lists its product as uncharacterized. The record is from RefSeq and is a predicted model, not a curated record. Gene Ontology annotation, biological process: regulation of transcription by RNA polymerase II; epidermal cell differentiation. The transcript is spliced from 4 exons. Gene Ontology annotation, cellular component: nucleus. NCBI's taxonomy places the organism in Eukaryota, Metazoa, Chordata, Actinopteri, Labriformes, Labridae. Gene Ontology annotation, molecular function: RNA polymerase II cis-regulatory region sequence-specific DNA binding; DNA-binding transcription factor activity, RNA polymerase II-specific. The coding region runs from base 1039 to 1875 and encodes 278 amino acids.